Cynoglossus semilaevis (tongue sole) is the source of this 3091-nucleotide messenger RNA. RefSeq names its product R-spondin 2 (gene rspo2). Lineage: Eukaryota; Metazoa; Chordata; Actinopteri; Pleuronectiformes; Cynoglossidae. Bases 732 to 1466 code for a protein of 244 amino acids. The transcript is spliced from 6 exons. The record is from RefSeq and is a predicted model, not a curated record.
GAGGGGUGGGGGUACACAAAAUGUCAUCUUCAUCAUCCUAAAUAAGAGGAAAACACAAAAGUGGAAAUGUCCACACGUGACGGCAGCACGGUGCUAUAUGAGGGAAAAAGCAGCAAGCAUCAGGACCAGUGUGGAGUCGGUCUCCGCGCAACCUCAGCAGCAGCGCGCAAAACCAACUCCGUCUCUCUCUCGCUCUCCCUCCCUCCUUCUCUCCCCCUCUCUCAGUCGCCGGUCUUUCCUUUCUGCUUAAAAAGCAACAAAUGUGAGUUCUGCUUCUCCAAUGGGACCAGACCGAAUGAGGAAACGCAGGUAAAAGGAAUUUAAGUGUUUGCAGAGAGGAGGAAAGGAAAUCCCCCUCCACUGCUGCCACCUCGACCUUUGCGCGCUUGUGGGGGACACAAGUUUCUCACACAAAAAGGGAUGCUGCGUGUUCCAGAGCCACACUUGCACUCAGAGAGAACCUAAGGUGGACCAGAGCGGAGUUGGCUCACACUUCAUCUGAGGCAAGCGCACCCAAACAGACACUUUUGACUGAGUGAAAGGAUCAGCGCGUCCCGUAAAAUGAUCCCAAUGGGCGACGUGAUACCAUGUCGCAUCUCGUCUGAUGUUUGACACAUUUGAGCAGCGACAAAGGAAACUGGGGGAGGACAUUUACAAACUCGGAGAGUUGAAUCCAAGCCCCGUUGGCACCUUUUUUUUUGCUGGAGUCCGGACAACAGAUCACCGUCCAGAUGCAGUUUCGACUCUUCUCAUUUGCCCUGAUCGUAUUGAACUGUAUGGAGUACAGCAACUGUCAGGCGCCGUCGCACCGCUGGAGGAGAAAUAAAAGAGCUAGCUAUGGAGCCUACCCCAUCUGUAAGGGCUGCUCGGUGUGCUCCAAGGACAACGGCUGCGUAAACUGCCAGCCCAAACUCUUCCUUUUCCUGCGACGUGAGAGGAUGAGGCAGUAUGGGGAGUGUCUUCACGACUGUCCGGCCGGAUAUUACGGCAUGCGCAGCCCUGAACUCAACAUGUGCUCCAGGUGCAGAAUAGAGAACUGUGAGUCCUGCUUCAGUAAAGACUUCUGCACCAAGUGCAAGUCAGGGUUUUACCUACACAAAGGGCGCUGCUUUGACAAAUGCCCUGAGGGCUUUGCUCCUCUGGAAGAUACCAUGGAGUGUGGAGAGGGCUGUGAGGUGGGCCAGUGGAGCGAGUGGGGAGCCUGCACCAGGAGAAACAAAACCUGUGGCUAUAAGUGGGGUCUGGAAACCCGGACGCGGCACAUUGUAAAGAAACCACCCAAGGACACAAUACCCUGUCCCACCAUUGCUGAGUCCAGGAUGUGCAAAAUGGCCAUGAGGCACUGCAGGAGAGGCCCAGUGAAGCACCGACCCAAAGACCCCAAAAAGAAGAACAAGCAAAGGCUGCGGCUUCGGGCCCAGAACCAGCACAGUGACCACUUGGCCUCUGCACGCUCCAGCCAAUGAGGACUAAAACUGCCCAAGAACAAAGAACCAACGCAAAGCUGCUAAGCUCCUGCUGCAACACCCACAUUUUGACCAACGAUGACUCCUAACCUCCCCUUAAUCUCUGUUACCCACACAGACCAUGGACCCAGCCACAACAAUAUAUGUCUAAUAUACAAUGUCACUAUCAACACAAUAAACACUUGCUUCAUGUCUCUGCCUCCUGCUGCUUCCUCACUCCUGCAGUCAACAGCCAGAUGACUCCCCUCCCCUCAACCCCAGCCUUUGCUUUGCCUUGUGGACCCUUAAAGUCCAAAUAGCUGAACUCAUUUCCCAUCAUGUAUCCAGUGUCAUUAAUCUUCCCAUUCUGAUGGAAGACAGAACCUGAUGGAGAAUGGUGGUAACAAGAGGAAGUGCAAGAGUUUAGGGCACAUAAAACUGCCCUCAGACUGGACUGGAGUGGAAGGGGGUCGAACCACGGAGGGUCGGCAAAGAGAUGGAGAGUAAAGGGGCAGAAGAGAUUUGGGCUGAAGCAAAUGAUGCUGAUGGACAGGAAAAUGGCAUCUGAAACUGAAAGAGACUUAUUUUCAACUCCUAUAUUUAUGUAAAGCUACCCGUUCCUCUGAAUGGAGACAGAGUGUUCCCAUGAUGUGUGGCCUUUAUGUUAUGUACAUUUUUGAGAGUAAUAUUAAAAGAAAUUACCAUGCAUAGUUGCAAAGUAUUUUAUUCUCAGCACAAACUGUUUACGUCAGACCGCUUUAUGCUCUAAAUGUAUAGUGUGGAUAAAAAAAUAAAAGAAUAAAUUUAGUUGUUUGACUAGCAUGGCAUCAGACUUGUGUACAUAGUUUAUCUAAUUCUGGAAGCUUAUUACUGUAUUUUCAGUAUUGACUCGUUCACUCGUUCUAAAUGUUUUAGAAAUCAAACAAAGGCUGUAACACCAAGCUACGGAAUAAAAUCAAAUAAUAAUCAUAGCCGCAAACAUAAUUAUUUCAUUUAUAUGGUAUAUAUUUGAAUUAUUUAUUAACUCGAUUUUGUACUUUUUUGGUCAGUCGACAUUUUUGCCUCAUUCUGUUCUCUCUUAUACGAAGAGAAUAUUCUUUGAGCUCCUUCAUAACAGUGCGUAUCUUUGUCAUGUGCAACAGUUUUUCUGUCCGAUGUCGCAAAAAAUGUUGUUAUUAUGUUUCAUUUGACCUCAUCUACUGAUUCCAGUGUUUCAAAGAAAAUGAAAAGAGAAAGAAAAUACUAUGCUUUGAUCAAUUCUAGGUUUUAAUAAUUAGGAUCCAGCAAAUGUAUGGUCAUAGGACUGCAUAUGUGUACAUUGUGUUUUAUUAAAUUACAUUUCAUGUGACUGUACGAUGAAGCUUUCAUUAUUGUCUAUGGUUAUAAUAUAUGUGGUUAAACUCUGAAACUGAUGUUUUUCUUGUCUCACAGUUGUGAAUGUGAUUAAAAAACCCCAAAAAGAAAGCAUUUGGGAAAUCCAUUAUGAAAUAUUUCAGGACGUAGUUUUCACAAACAGCCAGAGACUUUGAUGAAGCCUCCUAAAUGCUAUAAACAGCAGAUUUAGUUUCUGUCUCGAUCAUUUUCACCACCAGACAGAAAUGUUCUGAAAAUAUGCAACUCAUGGUGACACUUACGAUUAUUAUCAC